AUGGCCUCGUUGGCGGGAAGUUCAGUGUGGCGCUGGGUCCUCGUGCUCCUCUAUUUGGCCGCCUUCUCGGCAGCCGCCCUCCAGAAUGACGACUACUGGAGGAUAUUGUUGCAGAGCGAAGCCUCUUCGGAUGACCAAGGCGUCGUCGAUACCGCGGUCCGCCCUCCCGACCCGCCGACGGCCCCGAACCCGAGCACCGGUACCCACAUCAACAAAUCGUCGAGUGAUCCAUCGGGCGGACUUGACGACGAUGUGCACAACAACGAGAAGGCGCAGCAAAUUCCUCCCAAAUUGGCGGCCCCGAACCCAAGCACCGGUACCCACAUCAACAAAUCGUCGAGUGAUCCAUCGGGCGGACUUGACGACGAUGUGCAUAACAACGAGAAGGCGCAGCAAAUUCCUCCCAAAUUGGCGGCCCCGAACCCGAGCACCGGUACCCACAUCAACAAAUCGUCGAGUGAUCCAUCGGGCGGACUUGACGACGAUGUGCACAACAACGAGAAGGCGCUGCAGAGCCCCCAACCUGACGGCCCUCGAACCCGAGCACCGGUACCCCAUCAACAAAUCGUCCGAGUGAUCCAUCGGGCGGACUUGACGACGAACCCGAGCACCGGUACCCACAUCAACAAAUCGUCGAGUGAUCCAUCGGGCGGACUUGACGACGAUGUGCACAACAACGAGAAGGCGCAGCAAGGGCCCCCUGAGGAGAAUGAGCCCAGAAUUCGACCGCCCAGGCAAGGAAACUUUACUUCGAAUCCACUUCACAAUGCAAAAGUGGACGAGAAGGCGAUGGAACCCUCGCACCCCAAAAGCUAUGUAUCUGUUUCAGGCAGGGGCCCGAAGCGGCGCGUUCGCGAGUACGCUGUGUGCGAGUGCGGCCGGGAGGGCUACCUGGACGCGGACUACGGGCCGAUGGUGUGCCAAGCAUGCAAGAAAGAGUUCAUCGACGCGCUGAACAACCUCCAAAAAGACCAAGAAACAGGCGAACGCGUCGUUUGCCUCCUCAAUUGUGGGCCCGACGAUGCCUGCAGCUUCCAUCGAGUCUUGCGUUGCGAAGCUCGCGGAUUUCGCGAGGACCUGAUCAAGCGCCGAAAG
This is a messenger RNA of Mesorhabditis spiculigera, 1095 nucleotides long. Lineage: Eukaryota; Metazoa; Nematoda; Chromadorea; Rhabditida; Rhabditidae. The record is from the annotation of a GenBank genome assembly.